CCAAAAACCCUCUGUGAUAUUUCGUAAGCCCUAGCCGCCCCCACCGGAGAUCACCAUGGCGAAGGAGAGCAAAGCGAAGAAGACGUCGAAGAAGAAGGGCGGGAUGAAGACGGGACCAGAAGCCGUCGCUAUGAAAGCCAAGGCACUGAAGGCCGAGAAUCCGUUCGAGUCCAUCUGGUCUCGCCGGAAGUUCGACAUCCUCGGGAAGAAGCGCAAGGGCGAGGAACGCCGUGUCGGCCUCGCUAGGUCUCGUGCCGUCGAGAAGAGGCAGAAGACGCUGUUGAAAGAGUACGAGCAGAGUUUGAAAUCUUCGGUUUUUGUGGAUAAGCGAAUCGGAGAGCAGAACGAUGAGCUCGGAGAGUUCGAUAAGGGCAUCAUUAGAUUGCAGCGUGAGCGUCAGUUGAAACUAGGGAAGAAGAGCAAGUACAAUCUGUCUGAUGGAGAGGAAGACGAUUAUGAUGGUCCAGUUCUUGGUGCUCUAUCUGAAAGGGAUGAUUUUGACGCUGGAAUUUUUUCGGAUGAUGAUCUUAAAGACAAUGAUUGGGAAGCUGGUGGAUCAAACAGAAAAUCGGACAUCCUGAAGCAUAUAAACAGAAAUAAACGGCGUGGCCCAUCAGAGGAGGGAUUUGAAGGAGAGGAAGAGAGCCAUAAAAGCAAGAAGGAGAGAAGGGAGGAGAUGAUCAUGAAAUGCAAAAUUGCCAGGAUGGAGAAAGCUAAACGGAAGGAGGAAAAUGGAAAGCUGAUGGAUGAUCUGGAUAAAACCUUCAAGUCGUUAGUGGAGUCUCGGGUGAUAGCGUCAUUAACUGAACCAGAAAAGAUGAAUGCCCUAAAAGCUCUUGUUAAGGGGACUCCCAAGGAGCAUGUUAAAAAGGAUGAGGCACCUGUCAGUCAAACAAAGGAACAACUUGAUUCUUAUGAAAAACUAGUGCAUGAAAUGGCGAUGGAUAUUCGUGCUCGCCCUUCAGAUAGAACAAAGACACCUGAAGAAAUUGCGCAGGAAGAGAGAGAACGACUGGAGGCCCUAGAGGAAGAGCGUAAGAAGAGGAUGCAGGCAACUGAUGACUUGAGUGACGAGGAUGAUGAAAACAGUGAUCGGGAAUCUAUCAAGAAGUCGAGGGCCAUUUCUGGCGAUGAUCUUGGUGAUUCUUUUCUAGUGGAUGAAGAAGCCAGACCAAAAAAAGGCUGGAUUGACGAAAUUCUUGAAGGAAGGGAUAAUGAUAAUUCUGAUAGCGAGGAAGAUGAUGGUUCUUCCGAUGAUUCAGGAAGCGAAGGUGGAGAAUUUGACAUUGACGAGGAGGACGAUGAUGAAGAUGACGAUGAAGAUGAGCAAGGAAAGGCUCUUUAUUUAAAGGAUUGGGAACAAAGUGAUGAUGAUGAGCUUGGAGCAGAGCUGGAUGAUGAUGAAACUCAUGAUAGCGAUGAUGCUGAUGAGGAUGAAGAAAUGCAGCCUAGAGUUCAUAAAAAGACUAAGAAGAAUGAUGUUGGCCAGUGUGGCAAAGGAGACAGAUUAUCUGGAAAAGAGAAGGAAAAAUCUCGAGAUAAGGAGCAGAGCUCAACUCAGCAUGACAUCCCGUUCUUGAUUGAGGCCCCAAAGAAUUUUGAGGAGCUGAUUGCCCUUGUGGAAAAUCAUUCCGAUGCUGAUAUUCUUGUGAUUGUCAACCGAAUUCGAGCAACAAAUGCCAUUAAGCUCGCUGCUGAAAAUCGAAAGAAAAUGCAAGUCUUUUAUGGUGUUCUCUUACAGUAUUUUGCCACUCUUGCAAACAAGAAGCCCUUGAAAUUUGAGAUACUAAAUUUGCUUGUCAAGCCAUUGAUCGAGAUGAGCAUGGAGAUUCCUUACUUCGCUGCAAUCUGUGCUCGUGAACGGCUCUUAAGAACCCGAAUACAUUUUUGUGAGGCUAUCAAGAAUCCUGAGAACGGAUGUUGGCCUUCCACGAAAACACUAUUUCUCUUAAAGCUGUGGUCUAUGAUUUUCCCAUGCUCCGAUUUCCGCCAUGCCGUGAUGACUCCAUCCGUAUUGUUGAUGUGUGAAUAUCUCAUGCGUUGUCCCAUCUCCUCUGGUCGUGAUAUUGCCAUUGGAUCUUUUCUCUGUUCCAUGGUUCUCUUGGUUGCUAAACAAUCUCAAAAGUUCUGUCCUGAAGCUAUAUUAUUCCUCCGAACUCUCUUGAUGGCUGCGUCAGAUAAAAAGUCAGCACCGUCUCAGGAAUCUGAGUUCUACCAUCUUAUGGAAUUGAAAUCUCUGAGUCCCCUGUUGCAAAUACAAGACCAUGUAAAUGAAAAUAACCCUCUCAACUUCUUUUCAAUUAUGGAUAUGCCUGCAGAUUCUCCCUUUUUCAGCUCUGAUGACUUCAGGGCGAGCGUUCUCUCUUGCAUAGUUGAGACUCUUAAAGGGUUUGUGGAGAUAAGUGGAGGACUGAACUCAUUCCCGGAGAUCUUUUUGCCUAUUUCGCCGUUGUUGCACGAAAUCAGUAAGCAAGGAAAAUUUCCAGAAGCAUUAAAGAAGAAUUUCGAUAAUGUGGCUCAGCUCAUCGACGAGAAAGCAGGGGCACAUCACGUGAAGCGUGAACCACUUGUUAUGCGCAAACAUAAGCCAGUGCCCAUCAAGAUGGUCAAUCCCAAAUUCGAAGAGAACUUUGUUAAGGGCAGAGACUAUGAUCCAGACAGACAACGUGCCGAGGUAAGAAAGCUGAAGAAACUGAUAAAACAGGAAGCAAAGGGGGCAAUAAGGGAACUGAGAAAAGACAGCUACUUCAUGAGCGAGGUGAAAGCGAAAGAGAGAGUGGAACAUGAGCAAGAAAGAGCAGACAAGUAUGGCAAAGCCCUGGCUUUCCUGCAAGAACAAGAACAUGCUUUCAAGUCUGGUCAACUUGGUAAAGGCAAAGGCACGAAGAGAAGACGUUGAUAUACUUCUGCAACUGUUCUUACAUUGUCGCUUGAAACAAAAAAAAAUGCCAGAAAUUUUACCACCCCCAAAUUCUGUAGGGAAAUCUAUCAUUGCUUUACAAAAGAAACCUAGAAAGUAUCCGAGGAAUUAAAGAGUGGAAAUUCCGUGUGUUUUUUUCUC
Molecule: messenger RNA, 3061 nt
Organism: Tarenaya hassleriana
Lineage: Eukaryota; Viridiplantae; Streptophyta; Magnoliopsida; Brassicales; Cleomaceae
Product: nucleolar protein 14
Exons: 14
Coding region: 56-2899 (947 amino acids)
Biological process (GO): maturation of SSU-rRNA
Cellular component (GO): small-subunit processome; Noc4p-Nop14p complex; nucleolus
Source: RefSeq, a predicted model, not a curated record